UUUAUUAUUUGUUUAAUACUCUAAAUCGUGACUCUGAAAAGUAUGAUAAUUUAGAAGAAAACUGGGACACUCAUAUACAGAUUAAAAAGCAAUGAAGGUAACAAGAAUAUGACAAAAUGGAGACGAAUCAAUAUUAUUGUCGAAGCGGACCACAGCAGAAUCUGACUGCAUCAACAGUUUCUCAACAGCCCGUGAAUAAAAUGUGCUAUGAGAGCAAUGUCGGUCAGGAGUAUAUACCGUGUAGCUCGACUCAUGCAGAAUCGACGGGAUUCACCGGGAGGGAUAUGCCUUCAAAAAAUGGAAGCAACAGUAAAUCGCAGAUAGCAAACAGAAGCUUGGGUAGUCCAUAUACGUUUUCUAACUGCAAUAGCAGUAGUCAAUGUAAUAAUUCGAAUAAUGCAGGAAACUAUAUAAAUGUAAUGACUGUGCCAAUGGGCACUUUGCAGUAUAAUCGAAAGAAGUCAGUAUCCCAGGAUUAUCAUUCUCGCCUCUACUACAAUACCACGGAUGUUAAGUGUCGUGAAGACUACUAUCUGGGGAAUAAUGUAAAAUGUAGUAACGAAACUCCGUCUCAGCAGCCAAUGCCACAGUUAACACCAAAUCAUCAACACGCUCAGCAUCAAUUGCACAUCAAUCAAAAUACUCACAGCCAUCAGCUACAGAGUAAUCAGCAAACCACUGCAUGCAGCCCGAGCUCAGGGAUUGAAGCGAUUGAUGAUGGCAUUGACUGUGCACUAUACUCAAAUACAACUGGAAAUGGCCGCGUUGUAGCCGCUACUCAAACACAUAUGAAUAAUGCUAAUGUGGCGUCAUGUGAACAAAUGAGCUCUCAUACACCAGUGUCAUUGGUUCCCGUCAAUGUGUCUGUACCGCCUGUAAUGUAUACGGUGCAUCGUGUGGUGACAACAGCUCAAAUUCAGACAGCUGCCGGAAGCACAUUUGCUUCCUCUGCGAGCGUGUCUAGCGUUGUCAGUGCGAGUCGAAAUGAGAGUGACUGCAUGGCAUCAGCACAAGUGACUUCAGCUAUGUCCAUGUCGGCCAACGACACUUGUCACAGUGGUCUGCAUAUUUCAGACCUCGGCGGUAAUAUCGUGACUAAUGGCAAUUCAAUUGGACCACCGACUGGAGUGCGAAGCUCAUCCGGUAUUACAAAUUGCUUACCAGCUCAGCAGAAAUACAGCAACAACGAUGGUGCAAAAAAUCCCAUGAUAUCAAAACGAACUGUUGGUGUUAAUUCUUCUUCCGCCUACUCUAGUGCUGGGAAAUCAAAUGCGGCGACUACCCGCGCUCUUCAGAAUGUAAUUCCGACUUGCGUAUACUUGAUGUCACGAGUCGCCGUGCACAUGGAGAUUGAAGGUACUGCCCAGUGUCCCUCUCAAGUAAUGCUAGCAGCUGCACUUGGAUGCGAAGAAUUGGGGAUUUCUAACAAAUUGCUAGCUCAAAGUAUAUUUGGACUAUGGAUGACAAGUAGUCUACUGGAAAUGCAAUUGAAGGCGCAUCAUUGUCCAUAUAUUGUUCGAGUAGCCUGGUCUAGCUUGCUGGAAAAAUUUAGCAAUGGAAAUCCGAUCGAAAGAAAGUAUGAUGAGCCUAUGAUAGUUCUUAAGCGAAAUGUAUUUUUUUCUAAGCGGGAUGAGGAGAAAAUCAAGGAUCAUCGGAUUCUAGAGCUGCUGUAUGAAGAAGCGAAGCAUUGCGUACUAAAUGGAAGAUAUAUUAUGGAGCCGGUGCAUUCGUUAAUGUUAGGUGGUAUACAAGCUAGAAUUGAGCUGGGACCGUAUAACCCCCACACCCACACUGUGGGGUUUUUUAGAGAAAACCAGUCAAGAUUUCUACCAAAACAUGUUGCUAAAAGUUCAAGCUGGUUGUGGUUGCCAAUAAGCCAAAAGAAUUCAGCCGAAAUUAAACUUUUAGAACAAUUCAAGCGGGUGCCACAGACUGCCACAACUCGGAAAUUAAUGCGAAAAUAUUUGGAGUUUUGCUGGGCAUUGCCAUUUUAUGGGGCGGCCUUUUUCCACGGACAAAUAGAACAGCCAGUGAGAGGAAUUAUGUCUUUAGUUAACCAUAAGGAUAUGGAAGUAUUAAUUGCUGUCAAUGAAAGAGGAGUUUUUAUUAUAGACUGCUUCGAGAAUACUCUCUUAUUGGGUCUCCGAUAUGAAGAUUUGUCAUGGGAUUAUGCUAAGCCAAGUGCCAAUGAUGAUCUGGAGUGUCUUACAUGUAUAUUCUUGCAGUUUGACGCUAUUGAAAAUGGAGUACAGAUAUCCAAGCUUGUUCAAGUGUUUUCAAAGCAAGCUGCUAUGAUUGAUGCUCUUAUAUCCCAUUUUACUGGGCAAAUGCGUAAAAGAAAACAAGAAGGAGGUUCGACUGAGCAAUGCCAUGAUGAGCCGAACCCUAUUCAAAGCACGGGCAAUGGAAUAUUGUGUAAUAAGCUGUCUCGAUUGACUUUGGCCACCUUUGAUGAAGAAGGCCGCUGUAUUGGGCAAAUGGGAUCAUUAUCUAUAAGCUAUUAACAUUUGUUGAUAUUUAUAUAAAUUAAAUUAUUAAACUUAAGUGAAUUUUAAAUUCACAUCUACGUCUACAUAUGUAUGAAUAUGAAAUUUAGAAAUAUUUAUGUAUAUAUAUUUUGUAGAUACUUGUAAAUAGAUCAAAGUUUUAAGAUAUAUGAACUGGAGCGUA
This is a messenger RNA of Drosophila arizonae, 2670 nucleotides long. RefSeq names its product FERM domain-containing protein 8 Bili (gene Bili). Gene Ontology annotation, cellular component: plasma membrane; cytoskeleton. Lineage: Eukaryota; Metazoa; Arthropoda; Insecta; Diptera; Drosophilidae. Gene Ontology annotation, biological process: negative regulation of canonical Wnt signaling pathway. The record is from RefSeq and is a predicted model, not a curated record.